UUACCAAGAAGGAUCCCGUUUUCGGUUUUUAUCGCAAGCGAACUCAUCCGCUUUCAUUUUUUACCUUCGAGUCUCCUAGUACCAUAUACGACGAUGCAGCAGCAGCAACAACAGCCGCAAGCAACGACGCAGAACUCCACGCCGCCGCAGCCUUCCUUUGCGGGGUCCACCACGGCGGAAGCACCGCCAAAACAGGUGGCGCAGGCGAUGGAGCGGCUUUCUCAAGCCAGCCGCCUCAUCGCGGACAUUAGGAUUGGCGCCGACCGCCUCCUCGAAGCCCUGUUCGUGGCCGCUCAGCCGCACCAGAGCUCCAAGCCUCUCCAGUUGUUCCUCAACGAGGACGCUUCCAUGCGCCAACACCUCCUCGACCUCCGCUCCGUCGGAAGACAGCUGGAAGAAUCUGGAGUUUUGAACGAGUCUCUGCGAUCGCGGAGCAAUUCUUGGGGAUUACACAUGCCGUUGGUUUGUCCGGAUGGCGCCGUGGUUGCGUAUGCUUGGAAGCGGCAGCUCGCCGGCCAAGCUGGUGCUUCUGCAGUUGACAGGACCAGGCUAGCUCUCAAGGCAUUCACUGAUCAGAAAAGGCGAUUUUUUCCUCACCUUGAUGAUGCAUCAAAUGAUCAGUGUAAUGAAUCAGCUUCGAAGAAGCAACGCAUUUCUCAAGCACCCGCAGCACAUAAUCAAGAAGAUGGUAUAGAUUGCAAAACGCUAUCAGAGGUUUUAGUGCGUAUGGAAAAGGUUCCUCAUUUGAAAGUUUCCAUAUAUGAACGAUUGGAUUGGUUGAAACGAGCAUCUUCACUGCCAGAAAAUGAGAGUUCCAGUGAAACAUUAAAGGAUCAUAGUUAUCAUAGUUCAAGUAAGUUACGAUCAGGUCCGCCUGAUGUUGCACCAGAUAAGGUUGCUGUCAUUGAGUUGCUGUUUCCUUCUACCUUCAGAGCUGUAGUUUCAUUGCAUCCUGCUGGUUCUAUUGACCCAGAUGCAGUGGCAUUUUUUUCUCCAGAUGAGGGAGGCAGCUACAUACAUGCAAGAGGUGUUUCAAUUUAUCAUGUCUAUAAGCAUAUCACGGAACAUGCUGCUACUGCUUUGCAGUAUUUCAUUGGAGUUCGAGCUGAAACAGCUCUACAUUGUCUUUUGCAUUGGAUCUGCAGCUAUCAAACUCUCUUUACAAAAGUUUGCAGCAAGUGUGGACGGCUGCUAGCAAUGGACCGGAAAUCAGCUCAACUGUUACCGCCAGUUUAUCGUCCUUAUCGGCAGUUCACUACAUUGAAUGUGUCAUCAAGUUUGAAUGUUUCCGGGGCUUACCAUGUAGGUUGUUUCUCAGAGGAAUUGUGAUCUCCACUGUUGACAGGUAAAAACUGUCUGUUGUCUCAGAUACGGAAUUGGCAAGAUAAAGAAAUUAUAACACAUCAUUCAAAGAACUCCCACUCAAAUGUUGAAUUUUACCUCUUUUCUUAAUUUGUUUGAUAGCUGUGUUGAAACUGGGUCGUGAACUUUUCAUUUAUGAUGUUUUUUCAGUAUUUCGGGAGAUGGUUACAAUCAAAUUAUCUGCUCUAUAAUCUAAUUUCGAGUCUUGUGACAAUGCAUUAAAUGAACAUAAGUUUUCUUGUUGGUUCCAUCAUCAAUUGGUCUUUAGCAAAUUCUACAGUCAUUUCUUACUUCAUGAUGGUCUUGUCAAUUGUAUGUGUUAGCUGUAUUGGCACCUAUGGACUGGUCUGACAGUUUUAUGUUCUGUUGAAUACUAAUGAUAUGAUUGCGUAUCAUGAAAUUUACUA
Malus domestica (apple) is the source of this 1769-nucleotide messenger RNA. The record is from RefSeq and is a predicted model, not a curated record. Lineage: Eukaryota; Viridiplantae; Streptophyta; Magnoliopsida; Rosales; Rosaceae.